AUGUUGUAUUGCUUAUGGAAGAGCAAGCGGGGGUAUCGGAUUGAAGACUCCUUACAUGAAAUGGGAUUGCGAGUUGGUUAUAAGCUAAACGAGUACCUUCCAUACAAGAAUAAAACGAAGAGGUGUGUAAGCAUUAUAAGCAUUUUGACCUUCCUGUCUAAGCACUUGUGGAAGUAUUUAUUUCAACACUCUUCAGAUUUGCUCAAGUCACAAGAUAGCAUAUAUGAGUACAUGCUUUGCGACAAGAACAUUUUACUAAACAGGUUUAUUAGCGUACCCAAGGACUACGGAAAUAUAAAUUGCGCUUCCUUUGCAGCUGGCAUUGUUGAGGGGAUGCUGUGCAGCUCUGAGUUCCAGGCAGAGGUGACUGCACACACGGUGUAUGAGGACGCCAAGAAUUUUAACACCACCAUUUUUAUUAAGUUUUAUCCGGAGGUGGUGGACAGGGAGAAGAGUCACUGA
Messenger RNA from Plasmodium fragile, 462 nucleotides. RefSeq names its product trafficking protein particle complex subunit 5. The transcript has 2 exons. Lineage: Eukaryota; Apicomplexa; Aconoidasida; Haemosporida; Plasmodiidae. Gene Ontology annotation, biological process: endoplasmic reticulum to Golgi vesicle-mediated transport. The record is from RefSeq and is a predicted model, not a curated record. Gene Ontology annotation, cellular component: TRAPPII protein complex; TRAPPIII protein complex; TRAPPI protein complex. Bases 1 to 462 code for a protein of 153 amino acids.